This is a messenger RNA of Aspergillus wentii DTO 134E9, 753 nucleotides long. RefSeq names its product SDR family NAD(P)-dependent oxidoreductase. NCBI's taxonomy places the organism in Eukaryota, Fungi, Ascomycota, Eurotiomycetes, Eurotiales, Aspergillaceae. The record is from RefSeq and is a predicted model, not a curated record. The coding region runs from base 1 to 753 and encodes 250 amino acids. The transcript is spliced from 2 exons.
AUGGCCUUCAACAAAGUCUACCUCAUCAUCGGCUCAGCCUCAGGGAUGGGCCUGGCAACCGCCAAGUCCCUCCUCAGCCAGGGUGCCCGCCUAGCCGUCUGCGAUAUCAGCGAAUCAAACCUCGACGCCCUGGUCACCAGCCUCCCUGCCAGCCAGCAAACAAACAUCUUGGCGCGAGCUGUCGACGUGGUUAAUGCAUCGGUCAUCCGAGACUUCCUGCAGUCAGCAAAAGCACACUUUGGCAGAUUGGACGGCAUUGCCAAUUUCGCCGGUACCCCGGGCCAUGAACUUGGCACAGAGGGUAUCUGGGAGACAUCUGUGGCUGAGUACGACUACAUCAUGAAUGUGAAUGUUCGGGGGUUGUUCAAUGUGCUGAAUGUGGCGUGUGCGCCUGGCUUCAUGGAGGAUGGAGCGAGUAUCGUGCAUAUCGGGAGUAUAUUCUCCGUCCAAGGCUUCAAGAACGGUGCUGUCUUUGCGGCGUCAAAACACGCAGCAGUUGGGAUGAUCAAGAGUGUAGCUAAAGAGAUGGGAGAGAGGUUGAGGGUUAACUGUAUUCUGCCUGGUGUGAUUGAUACACCCAUGCACCAGGCAAAUCUCGACCGUGUCAAGGACUUUACACCGACUGCUCCCACGCCGAUUCCGAGAUCUGGCACUGCGCAGGAAAUUGCCGAGGUGGCCAUGUUUUUGCUCAGUGAGAAGAGCAGCUUUGUCACUGGCGUUGCGUGGAAUGUGGAUGGAGGUGCAAUUGCUUAA